AUGACGGGCCGUCCCCUGCCACCUGUCCCCGCCUCCCCGCCGUCAAGCCCCGACGAACAAGACAGCAGCGCUCCGCAACCGACCGUGGCGGAGGCGGUGGCGGUGCCGCCCGUGCCGGUCGCUGGUCCGACCGACGAGCGCGUUGCCACGCCGCCUCCGCCCUCCUUCGACCCCCCUCCGCCCCCUCUCCCCGUUCUCCAUCGGAGAUCCUCCUCCCGCGAUGUCCUCCAGCCUCCCGUCCCUCAAACCCGAGUCCCCGCCCCCGAAGCUCCGCCUCCCGCCUCUCAAACCCGAUGCCCCGCCCCCGAUGUCUCGUCCUCACCCCAGCAGCAGCAACAGCACCAGGCCUCGCCUCCACCCAUAUUCGCACCAGCCCACAUCUCGGCCCUCACAGUCACCGUCGUCGCAGCCAGCGUCUUCUGCCUUGCCCUGCAAAUUGUGGCGCUCUGGCGACGUAGCAGUUAG
Molecule: messenger RNA, 465 nt
Organism: Rhipicephalus sanguineus (brown dog tick)
Lineage: Eukaryota; Metazoa; Arthropoda; Arachnida; Ixodida; Ixodidae
Exons: 1
Coding region: 1-465 (154 amino acids)
Source: RefSeq, a predicted model, not a curated record